Messenger RNA from Prorocentrum cordatum, 2331 nucleotides. Lineage: Eukaryota; Dinophyceae; Prorocentrales; Prorocentraceae. The record is from the annotation of a GenBank genome assembly.
GUCAUGGCAAGAUUUCUUAUUGCAUGUGUCUGUACUACUCAGCCAGUGUCGUUGGUGUUGACAGAGUCUGUAAUUAGCCACGUGUGGCGUGCACAAAUGGACAGAGCCCCGACUUGCGAGGCGAAACUUCUACCUAUAAUGGCACAGGGCCCACGGAGGCGAAUUUCUCCAUGGUUGUUUUUUUGUUCUGCGCAGCGCUGCUGGGAGCAUCCUUAGCAUUAGCACGCAGCCAUGUGCUGGUACACGAGAUGCCAGCUUGGUUUGCCACGCGUUGUGUCCACAGUGUCCCAUGGACAUUAGUGGCUCCUGGAGCAGCAGGUGAAACUUACAAACACUGUCACCGAGGGCUGUUUGCCUUCUCGCAUGAGGUGUUCGGCUUUAGGCUGGCCCCGUUCCGCCUCUACGCUCCUGUACCGUCAGGUGUCGCUAAGCCCUUUCUAGCAUGGUAGAGGCAUGGUUCCUCGUAUCUCUUCGGCCCGUUCCAGCACGGUGGAGCCGCUGGCCCAUCAAGCAGUUGUCGUCAUCAUUUGGGCACCCUCCGCGCAUUUUGCGCCAUGUCCCACACUUUCCAGCACCCUCCUCGGCGGCGAGCUGCGUGUCAAAUGGACAGAGCCCCGACUUGCGAGGCGAAACUUCCACCUAUAAUGAUGCAGGGCCCACGGAACUUUGGGCAUGUGCGAAUGUGUCCAUGGUUGUUUGUUUGUUCUGCGCAGCGUUGCUGGCAGCAUCCAUGUGCUGGUACAUGAGAUGCCAGCUUGGUUUGCCACGCGUUGUGUCCACAGUGUCCCAUGGACAUUAGUGGCUCCUGGAGCAACAGGUGAAACUUACAAACAGUGUCACCGAGGGCUGCUUGAACUCUCGCAUGAAUUGUUCAGCUUUAGGCUGGCCCCGUUCCGCCUCUACGCUCCUGUGCCGUCAGGUGUCGUUAAGCCCUUUUUCGCAUGGUAGAGACAUGGUUGUUCCCAACCCUCCUUGGUUGGGUAUUCGUUUUGAACAGAGCACUGCGGUCUCCAGUCCUUCUCCGCCUCCUCCUCCUCCCGCCUCCUCCUGUCCUCUCUUCGCCGUCGCUGGGGGGGUGCGAUCUGCGACAUUCAUUCCUGAUGUACCUAUGCCUCGCAUUGCGCAAGGGUUGGGUACGUCGCCAGGGUAAUUGUUCUGCGUAGCGCUGCUGGGAGCAUCCUUAGCAUUAGCACACAACCAUGUGCUGGUACACGAGAUGCCAGCUUGGUUUGCUACGCGUUGUGUCCACAGUGUCCCAUGGACAUUGGUGGCUCCUGGGGCAGCAGGUGAAUUUUACAAACAGUGUCACCGAGGGCUGCUUGAACUCUCGCAUGAGGUGUUCGGCUUUAGGCUGGCCCCGUACCGCCUCUACGCUCCUGUGCCGUCAGGUGUCGUUAAGCCCUUUCUAGCAUGGUAGAGGCAUGGUUCCUCGUAUCUCUUCGGCCCCUUCCAGCACGGUGGAGCCCCUGGCCCAUCAAGCAGUUGUCGUCAUCAUUUGGGCACCCUCGGCGCAUUAUGCGCCAUGUCCCACACUUUCCAGCACCCUCCUCGUCGGCGAGCUGCGUGUCAAGAUGUGUCGUACCCUUCUCGCCUGGCCACGCUCAGCUCGGCGUGCCUCGGGCAGCCCUAGCAAUCGGUGCAGAUUGCAGGGACAGCUUUUUGUUGGCAUCCCUCGGACGUGUGCAUUUUUUCUUCGGCGACCAUAGAGGAGCAUCCUGGAUCAUCCGGGGGGUGAGAAAAACGCACGAGACCGAAACAUGCACGGGGAAUGUACGACCGAGCGAUGGCAGGUUUUUGUAAUUCCUCAGCCCUGCUGAGGCGGUGGUGCGGAAGCUGCGGCGCAGAGCGCUGCUGUGCCACUGGCUUCUGCCAGGGUCUCCCCGUCGCCAGGGAUUUCGAGCCCUCGCCGACGCGCUGCUGUGGCGCCGUCGGCGUGGUCGGAAACAGAGGCACGAGACCACCCAGACCCCCCGACGUCGCGAUCUCCUCGCAGUCCAGACCCCCAGAGCUCUGGACCCCUUCCCCGGGACCGGUGUUGCCUCCCGCGUCCUUCCUUGACGGUCCCGAGGCCUGGCGAGGGCCCUCGGAGGCCGAACACGGCGAGAGACCUCCCGUCGUGAUUCGGAGGCCACGGCGCGAGGAGGUCCGGGGAGAGCGGGCGGGCCCCCAGCGGCUCUCCAGAGGGGCUGCUGGCCGCCGCGGUCGCGCGCAGGCGGGCCGCGGCAGCAUCGCAGCUCGCAGCUCUCGCAGGCGGGCCGCGCUCGCAGCUCGCAGGCGGGCCGAGGGCGGGGCAGCUCCUGCCAGCGCAGCAGCGGAGGUGGGCGCCGAGGA